Messenger RNA from Siniperca chuatsi (mandarin fish), 2256 nucleotides. RefSeq names its product Voltage-dependent anion-selective channel protein 2-like. Gene Ontology annotation, molecular function: voltage-gated monoatomic anion channel activity. Gene Ontology annotation, biological process: monoatomic anion transmembrane transport. NCBI's taxonomy places the organism in Eukaryota, Metazoa, Chordata, Actinopteri, Centrarchiformes, Sinipercidae. Gene Ontology annotation, cellular component: mitochondrial outer membrane. The record is from RefSeq and is a predicted model, not a curated record. Bases 161 to 1009 code for a protein of 282 amino acids. The transcript has 10 exons.
CGCACUGACACCGCGCAUGCGCCAAAUGUCUCCUUCAUUGUGCCCUGUUCCCCUUAUAGACAUUGCUAAGCUAAGCUAGCUGUCAAUCCACUCAGCAGCAUCACGCCAGGGACACUCCAGGCUUUGCAGACUCCCCUUCCAAACACAUUUGCACUGCACAAUGGCUGUCCCUCCUUCAUACUCGGACCUGGGCAAGGCUGCCAAGGAUAUAUUCAGCAAGGGCUAUGGCUUUGGUGUUGUGAAGCUGGACCUCAAGACCAAAUCACAAAGUGGAGUGAUGGAGUUCAACACAUCUGGCUCCAGUAACACAGACACAGGGAAGGCGUCCGGGAGCCUGGAGACCAAAUACAAGAUGAAGGAGCUGGGCCUGAGCUUCAACCAGAAGUGGAACACGGAUAACACACUGGCUACUGAAGUCACUGUGGAGGACCAGCUGACUCAAGGACUGAAGGUUGCCUUGGAUACAUCUUUUGUACCAAACACGGGUAAGAAGAGCGGCAAACUGAAGACGGGCUACAAGCGCGACUUCGUGAACCUGGGCUGCGACGUUGACUUCGAGGGUCCCAUCAUCCACGCUGCUGCUGUGUUGGGCUACGAGGGCUGGCUGGCUGGCUACCAGAUGGCUUUCGACACAGCCAAGUCCAAACUGGCCCAGAACAACUUCGCCCUCGGAUACAGGGCUGGGGACUUCCAGCUGCACACCAAUGUUAAUGAUGGGACCGAGUUCGGCGGCUCCAUCUACCAGAAGGUGAACGACGAGCUGGAGACAGCGGUCACUCUGGCCUGGACCGCCGGCAGUAACAACACUCGCUUCGGCAUCGCUGCCAAAUACAAGCUGGAUAAAGACGCCUCUCUGUCUGCCAAAGUAAACAAUGCCAGUCUGAUUGGAGUAGGCUACACCCAGAGCCUUCGGCCAGGUGUCAAGGUCACCCUCUCAGCCCUGAUCGACGGGAAGAACUUCAACGCCGGUGGACACAAAGUCGGCAUGGGCUUCGAGCUGGAGGCAUAAAGGGGACAACUCAGAACCACCAACAAAGGAAAAAAAAGCCCCGAACCACAUCACCACACACUCCUCUGCCCCCAGUCCACCACCACCAUCAUGUAGCUUCUCUCUGGACUCACCCCCUUCACACAUUUCAUGAGCAUUUCUGACAGUAAUAGUCGCGUCUCAGCAUCAUGCUUAAACACCCCUGAGAGGAGUUGUAAGGUUGCGUGCUGAUCCUGAAACCGACGACGCAUAGUUGUGGAUUAUUAUCAUUUUUAUGGUUAUUAAAGUGACACUAUAAUAUUUCCCUGUCUGUCUUGGAUGAUGUAGUUGUUGGUGUAAAUGUGUAGCGCAUUAAAGCUUCUGUAUGCAGUCGUUCCUGCCUUCCUGAAAGCAUGUAAGAAUGAAAACGUGGAUGCAGAGCUGAAGGCUUAUUUGCUUGGUUAAGAAAUGGUGCUGAGUGUCUGUUUUUUUCUUUUUGUUUUGUAUUGGUUUGAACACUUUUGGCUGUCUUGUUGCAAUCUGUUUAAUCCAUAUAAAUGUUUUGAGACCACAUAUUUCAUGAACAUAUGACUGAAUUAUUGAAGCACUGGUGGUUGAAGUCGAGAGGUAAAGACUCCUGCAUUGACUGAAUGAAGAAUAUUUAAAACUGUCAGCUUGCGUUGCUUUAUAGGAACAAUGAAAACCUGUUCAGAUGCUCCUAAAUGAUCUUUUAAUCUUUUGUGACUUCUCGUUUUUGGUAGGUGAAAUCAAUGUAGUGGAAUCUUCUGGUAGCUUAUGUAGUUAGUUUGCAUUUCUACAAUAUUGUUUGCAUCUAUCUGUCUCAGCACAGCAGUCACAAAGAAGUGAGAUAUUUUUGCAUCUACUUAUACAUUCUCGUAGGUAUCUCAGCUGUUCACUGGCACCAGGCGUCUUAACUCGAUGGCCAGCUGUUUCCUCAUGUUGCUGGGGGACUGCACUUAUUGCUGUCAGUGCUCUCUUCUCGAAAACAACCUACACUCCUCAGAUCUGUACAUAAAAUACAGUUGAUUGUCCUCUAAGUUAUUCCAGUCCAAACACUUAAUAGGAUUAUGUUACAGGUCGUUCUGUCCCACAUGACUAUCAUAUUUCUUUUUCUGCAAUCAUGCAUCAAAAUGUGUUUUUUUUUCUCCAUCUAAUUGUGUUGUCAUGAUUAUAAGGCAAAUUUUUCUUUGUCACUUAGACACAGUACCUCAUUUUUUUCCAAUGUCAAUUAAGGGAAUUCUAAUAAUAAAAGAAAAUGUAUAACAUUG